Messenger RNA from Besnoitia besnoiti, 3285 nucleotides. RefSeq lists its product as uncharacterized. Bases 1 to 3285 code for a protein of 1094 amino acids. The transcript is spliced from 18 exons. The record is from RefSeq and is a predicted model, not a curated record. Gene Ontology annotation, cellular component: perinuclear region of cytoplasm. NCBI's taxonomy places the organism in Eukaryota, Apicomplexa, Conoidasida, Eucoccidiorida, Sarcocystidae.
AUGGCGACAGAUUUCGGGGCGGCCGGCGCACCGCUGCAGAAGGUGGAGGAAGUGGAGGACAUUGACGACCCGGAAAAGUGGUUCGACGACCUGAACGCGGACACUGAAUUCGCCAACUACGAAGCUGAGCGCGAGCAGAGGCUGAAGCGGACAGAAAUCCUGAGGAACUCGGUCAUCGUGCGAAACGUUCGACAGACCGACCAACUCAUCUCUGAGUUUCAGACGCUCAUGAAGCCCGACACCAUCACGCUUGGCGUGGCUGACGCAGAAGACAUUCGCCACCGCGACGAACAGGCCGCGGAGAGCAAAUUCAACGCGAAGCAGGAAGACGCGCUUCGCUUCCAGUAUCAAGUCGCGGAGUUCGAGAAACUCGAACAAGUUGCGCGAGAGAGACUUCUCGACCGGCUCGCCGAAAAAGAGCGAGACCUCGUCGCGAAGGCUGAAGACGCGGCGAUCCGCGACAAGGAGCGACAGGAUCACCUAUGCAAAACGCUGCGAGCUGCGGAGUACAAACUCCAGGCGGCGUUGAGUGUGCGGAAAGGCGAGCUGAAGACGACGUACGGCACGCUGGCCCCAGACAGGGCCUACACGCGAUUCGCCAAAGAACAGAAACCUCCAGAAAAAAAGGCAGCCUUCCUCGGGAAGAAGUACACCGUGGAGUGGGAUCGCGCGCCGCAGCCGCUGCGUCUCCGCCUCGAUCUCUGCAGGGCUGUGAAAGACAAACUCCCUCAAGGGCAGUACGUGAUUAUGGCGUCAGUAUGGAACCGACUUGGCGGGCACAGACUGCAGUGGCGGUCGCUGCAGCGCCUCGAAGAGCGCGAUCGGGAGCCGACGAAAGCAAAAUCUGUCCUCAGACAAGUCACCGAGAUGCUUGACGACGGCACGCGCAGGGCGAAGGAACUCUGUGGAGUCAUCAGCACAUCCAGCGCCGUUAGCGCGCCCGUCUCCCACUCCGGACUCUGGUACACAGAUGAACUCCGCUUUGAUCAGACGCUCUACAUGGCCUGUCCUCCGGAGAGAGAUAUCACACCCUCGAUGUGUCUGGUGCUGGAGCUCUACCUCCUCAGAGGCAGCGCCUCCCCCGUGGACAAGGUCGUCGCGUGGGCUGCGUUCCCACUCGUGGACUCGGACUUCAGACUCAUUCGCGGCUGCUUCAAACUGCCGCUGAUUCGCGGCAACGUAGAUCCUACAGUCACCAUGUACGCGCAGUACGAGAAGCUUUACAGAGAAGAUGUGCAGGCUUGGCUUUGCAACCUUUACUUCCGCUGCGACCCGCUGGCGAAGUACUCAGCAGGGCAGCUCGAGUUCGAGGUCUUGCUGAACUAUACCGGCAACCUGCUCAGCGUGAAGAAGCGAAAUCCGCAGCGACCUGAGCUGACGCGCGCGCAGCUGCGUGAAAAAGCUGAAGAGAGCGUCAACGAACUCAAGAAGGCGCUCCACGAGCCUCACGACGUGUUGCCUGAUGCGGACGACGCGCUGAUGAAGGACGGAAUUCGCGCAGUGAAGACGAAGGGCAUGGAGGACAGCGUCUACCGCCCGCUCAUCGAUUCUGCGGACUUUGAUCAGUUUCGCUACGCAGUUACUUCUGGGCACACACUCGUGCGCAGCAACGAACUGCGGCGGAAGGCGAAGUACAUCGCGGACGAGCUUUUUGGCGACUUCGUUCUCUCCUCAGACGUCCGCGAGAUCGGCCUCUGUGCGUUCGCAACGAUUCUGCUUCUGCUGGCCUUCUGGGUUCGAAUCUUCCUCCACGCCUUUGGGCAGGCGCUGCUGCUCGCCGCCUUCCGCGUGCCCAUCUACCAGUUCGACGUCUCCUACGUGAUCGUCUACAUCGGCUACGUCCAAGAUCUGCUGACUGCGGACAAAGAGGCCGCCGUCGUUCUCUCGGGACCGGUCAUGUCGUUCUUCGCGUUCGUUCUUAUGGGCGUCGUCCUCGCACUCGCGCAGAGCAGCUUCGGCAGACUCCCGUCCGUGGUCUACAGAUUCGUGCCUGCUUACGGCCUAGCGGUGAUUCUAGAUCCGGAAGUGACGCUGAUCAUCGACGCCGCCGCCUCAAACUGGACUGGCGACUCCUUCAAACUCUACAACCUCUACCAGCUCCGCGAGGGAAACGGCGUCGUCGGCAUCAUCUUCACCUUCCUCCUCUACGCUGUCUUCUCUGCCGUCGCGCUCCUAACUUUUUACUACUACGUGACGCAGAUACACAGACACGGCCGCGUGCGCGACACGCACCGCCGCUUGACGGCAGACGAACCCGACUUCUUCGUGCCUCUAGACAGAGAAGUCUCCACGAGGUACCUGAAGUGGGUAUGCCACAACGCCAAGCAAUUCCGCGGCGCCGAGGGAGAAACGCGGACGAUCCAAGUCACCGACUUCAUCGUCGACCGCGAAGACCGCGCCGCGGUAAAGCGCCUCGCCAAGCUGGGCGACGUGGCUACAGGCGUUCCGGACGACGAUGACGGCGAAGGAGAUUUCGGCUUCGGCGGGCACGACUCGAAGUUCAGGAGCUUUUUUCGCGCAAAGAGAACAGAUGCAACAACCUACGUCUGCAUACACACAAUCAAUCCGACAAAAGGCACGAAGACGCUGUACAGACACUUCAUGAGAUAUUCCGACGGCGCGAUCUGCGAGUUGAAUCCGAAGGAGCCUGCGAAGCUGCUUGCCGAGAGAAAGGCGCCUGAGACCGUUACGCAAGUUCUUUACGACGCCGCGACGGGCGAGGCGCGACAGACGGAGGAAGUGUCUCUCGGCAGCUGGCUCCGUGACAGCUUCGGCGAUCUGCCGCCGAUGAUGUCAGCGGAAAAUCCUCAAAAAAUCCAAAAAAGUUCGCACGCGCCUGCGCUGCUCAGCAGCAGCCCCAGUGCGCCCGCGCCGAAUCCCCACACGCCUUCGAGGGGGGCGAGUGCUUGCGACGGAGGCGAAAACGAAACGUGCGCGCCGCGUGCCUCCUUCUCGGGGCUGCACACGCUGAGCCGCGAGGCCUCUGCGGCGUCGCGCCUCAGGAGAAGAUCUACCGGCGCGGCGAGCGCAAAGAGCGAAGCUGGACUGCCCAGAUCUGAGGAGAGUGAAAAGUCGCGCGAAUCCUGCGAGAGGAAGGGAUCUUCGCGCGAUGAGAGAGGCAUCAGGAGCCGUUCAGGCGACUCGAUAUCCUCCAGCAGAGGCAGUGCCGCCACGCUUUUCCAGCGAGCGGGUGACGCAGAGAUGAACCCCGCAGAGGGAGAAGGCGAAAAAGAUUCGCACGCGGGAAGUCCGCCAGAGAACGACUCUUUCUUUAGUGAAGAAUGA